Lolium rigidum is the source of this 1436-nucleotide messenger RNA. RefSeq names its product 4'-phosphopantetheinyl transferase HetI-like. The transcript has 8 exons. Gene Ontology annotation, molecular function: holo-[acyl-carrier-protein] synthase activity; magnesium ion binding. Bases 86 to 1132 code for a protein of 348 amino acids. The record is from RefSeq and is a predicted model, not a curated record. Gene Ontology annotation, cellular component: cytosol. NCBI's taxonomy places the organism in Eukaryota, Viridiplantae, Streptophyta, Magnoliopsida, Poales, Poaceae.
GCUCGUUGGAUUCAAGAACAAGCUCCCUUGUUGCCACCGGCAGCCCACGCUAUAAACCAAACCGGAGGGGACAGGGCGAAGCCGCAUGCACCGCCGCCUCCUCCGCUGCCGCGCGAUGCCUCUCCUGCAGCUGCCGCCGCCGCCUCAGAGGGCGCUCGCGGUCUCGGGAAGCCGCAUGAACCACCGCCUCCUCCGCUGCCGCGUGAUGCCUCUCCAGCCGCCGCCGCCGCCACUGGGUGUUUCCGGCGGGCGCCUCUUUGCCUCCCUCUCGUCCCCGCCGCCUCUCCAGUCCCGAAGGGAGGUGCAUGUUUGGUAUCUUUGCCCUGAUGAGGUGAAUGAUCAGUCCCAACUGAAUAUGUAUGAAGAACUCCUUUCUCCCGUUGAAAGAAAGUAUGCUGCCUCUAUGAAAGUACCAGAGCUACGGAAAGAUGCUAUGUUGUCCCGUGCAUUGUUGCGCACAACCCUCUCAAGAUAUACAGAUUGUAAAAUUGAUCCGAGGUCAUUUGAGUUUAAGAAGAACGAAUUUGGGAAACCUGAGAUAUUGUGGCCACCGGAUAAUAGCAUUGUUGAGCGACCUUUGCAUUUCAACAUUUCGCACACUACAUCUUUGAUUGCCUGUGGCAUUGCCAUGCAUGCUCAUAUUGGUAUUGAUAUUGAAGAGAAGAAGCGGAAUACUACCAAGAAUAUCUUAUCUCUUGCUCGCCGUUAUUUCACCCCUUCCGAAGUUGAUUAUCUAAUUGCUAUUUCUGAUUCUGAUGUUCAGAGAAAGGAAUUCCUAAAACUAUGGACUCUUAAAGAAGCAUAUGUAAAGGCUCUUGGGCUGGGUUUCUCAGGUGCUCCGUUCAAUACGUUUUCAAUCAUGUUGGAAACAAGCAAGGGAAUUAGGAUAUCUAAGGUAUCGAAAGUAUGCGAUGAUUCCAUCUCUGGUUCUGACCAUCUGUCUGAUAAUUGGCAAUUCACACUGGCGGAGCUAAAUAGUUCUCAUUACAUGUCAGUUUGUGUAGAGGACGACUCCAGAAAGCAAGGUCUCGAAAAUACUCCUGUACCAGUAGGAUUGAAAGUAUGGAAGACCAUACCAUUUGUAGAAGAUACACUUGUCUCUGGAACAGAUGCUUUAAAACUUAUUUCUUGACUAUGCCAAAACAUGUGCUGUUGGCCGUAUGGUUUCAGCAGUUGAAAAGUAUGAUGCAUGAUUUGGUUCCUGGAAGCAUACGGAUGAUUGCUGGGCAUCACUUACUUUAUUGGUCAAGGGAUGCCAGUUGAGCUACAGUCUGGCUUCUUGUUGAAAGAUGGAUUCUCCGUAAAGAAUGAAGUUCCCUCCAAUUGUUAGAAUGCACUCUGUGUUUGAGAAGUUAUUUUACUAGGGAAUGAUUUGGUUUCAUAUUAUAUGACUUGAUUACGCAAUUUAAAUGCUGCAAGCAAUUUUACUUAAUGCA